AUGAGCGACCUCGAAGACUUGGGCAUUCUCAACAUUGAAGUCUCCGACGCCGAGGACACCACGGCCGCGGAGAAAAAGGCCAAGCGCACCGGGCAGUCGGAGGAGGAGUUUCAGGCCGUACGCAAGACCUAUGCGACCCGCGUUCAGAAUGGAAAUAUAUACAAGCACAUCAAGCUGCCACUCCGGAGCAACGCUAGCAAAAUGGACGUGCAAGAGCUGCUGCACGCCGUCGAGGAGCUCUACUUCUUCCGACGCUACCAGGAGGCCGCCGACUUUGCUGCGCAGGCCCUGCAGGGCGAGUCAAGGGCGGCGCUGGACGGCGACGAGGCGCUGCCGCUGCUGCAAAAGUACGAGGCAAAGUGCAGGGCCAAGCAACAGGCGCUGGAUGCGCGCGUGGCCAUGUAA
Cordyceps militaris CM01 is the source of this 405-nucleotide messenger RNA. RefSeq lists its product as uncharacterized. Bases 1 to 405 code for a protein of 134 amino acids. The transcript has 2 exons. NCBI's taxonomy places the organism in Eukaryota, Fungi, Ascomycota, Sordariomycetes, Hypocreales, Cordycipitaceae. The record is from RefSeq and is a predicted model, not a curated record.